Messenger RNA from Porites lobata, 16519 nucleotides. The record is from the annotation of a GenBank genome assembly. NCBI's taxonomy places the organism in Eukaryota, Metazoa, Cnidaria, Anthozoa, Scleractinia, Poritidae.
AUGCAAGUCGAAUCGAGCGUUACACCUCUGUUGACGAUUGACGAAGUGGAAAAAGUCCAGCGACCAAGGAUAGCCAGUUUUAUUGGACAUGUAUUCCAACAGACUUCAUAUGCGGUUUUGGUUGACAAACUCAUCCAACAAGAAAAGCUGAAUCACUGCCAUGGGCUGAAAACUCUUUAUUCAAGACCCUGUUUCACCAUUUCACGGUAAAACUGUGGUGCACGCUUCCACAUUCAUACGUCUCGACAUAAAUUUUAAGAAACUUUGUAAACAGCACUAAUUUUGCCAUCGGCAAUAGGGACCUUGAGCAAAGGGGACAUCAAAAAAGCAAUAGGUUAACAUAAGCAACACAACAAUUCUCCACGUGGUAACGCUUUUUUUGGACAUUUCUUUACCGUCACUGUUCUACUUCGACAUGAAAAUGUGUUAUUUCAUGUAGUUAUGGAGGACGCAAUGAAGCGACCAAGGAAUUUUACUCUCUCUCUGAGCCUGAAUAUGGUUCUUAGGAAUUAAAUUCAUGGAGAUUUCGCCUACAUUUGACAAAGUAAGUGAGUUGGAAUAAAGUCGAUUACGUUUGAAUAAAUAUAUAACGCGAAUUCACUUUUUAAGCGACGUUUUCGCCGCCGUCGCUUUCCUCAGUUUUUAAAAGGUCUCUAAUGUUUUGCCAGUAACCUCACGUUCACGGAAACGAGGCUUUUGCGUGACUUGGCCCUUACUGGGGCCAAAAUAAAAUAAGCUGAAACUGAUUUAUCAGUUCUGCCACUAAUAUGUUCAUGUUAUUCAUUGUGCACCAAUCUAACGGGUUAAAAGUAGGUAAUAAUGGUUGUACGUGUUGAUAAAAUUGCAUAUCAACUUCAUAAGUAAUUCUUGCUGUAUUAAUCUUUGGUAAUUUCUUGAAGCCGCCUAUCUGUUAUUUUGUAUUUAUUGAUAUAACUUGUUCCAGGUGAAUCUUUUGGCUUUUGUUUUGUUUUUUUUUUUCUAUUGAAGCAGCAAAUUUCCUGAUCCACCUGCCCUAAAUGAUAAAUAGCAGGAUAUUUCAAUUGGCUGUAUUUAGCGCCUGCAUGAUAAAUUUCCGUAUCAUUGGGAAUCAGGCAUGUCACAUUUCGUAUUUUUAUAGCGAACAGAAUGUGAAACUCUCGCGAGUAACCACCGAUCAAAUUGGAAAAAGACAAAGUUUUGUGUCAGAUCGAGAAGGUAAUAUUGCUAUUUUUAUUGGAGUAAAAUUUCAUUUUAAAUUAUAAAAAUUUCAUUUCAAAUUAUAAAAAUGAAAAAGGAUUAAGCCUUUCACGUUACAUACAACAUUGCAUAGGCCUCAGUAACUUUUAAAUCCUUGACAAGCAAAUUAUUUAUCGUUUAGAAUAGAUUUUAAGUACAUUUAUUCAGAGAAGACUAGAAAAUAACCAACGUACUUAAGUUUUUUUUCAUGGAAAAUCGUAUCAGGUAUUCAGUUAUACUAAUGCUCUCUGACUGACACGAGGGUUUGAAAGACUUUGAAGAGUGUGUUUGAAUUUUGUUGAUAUUAACAUCUAUCUGACGCUUACUCUAUUCUGAACGUGGACAACAUAAUCAAGUUACCUCGGGAAAACAGCGUGUAUUUAAAAAGUAGAGGACAAAGGUGACAGCUUGGGCCGGCAUAAAUAUCCUCGCACGAUUUUAGUGGCAAACUGUCUUCCACGUUUUACUUCAAAUUGAUAAAGAGCAGUAAGACAAUAUCAAUCGACACAGCUGGAAAUAGCGCCUUAAAAUCAAAUUACUUUCAACGUUUAAAGGUGAUACGCCCAAAGCGAACGAAGUCGCGAAAUUUUACAGACGUUUUUUUUGUAUGGUGGGGGACACGAACUUGCCUACCACAUUAAAACGUCUGUAAAAUUUCGUGACUCUGCGAAAAGCUAUAUGUUCGUUAGUUUGCAACAAAUCACUUUCAAACCUGGCAACUCUACUGAUUUUAAGAUGUUCUUUCCAGCAGUGUUGCCGACGGAUUUUCGGUAACUGGUCCCAGUCAAAAGUGGUUUAAUCGUGAGGUCUAUCGUGGAAGUGUCUUUUCUUCCAUUGGAUAAAAUCAUAAGCUGACAGGGGAAAGAUAUUGCUCAAUAUUGCUUAUCAUAAGCUGGCAGGGGAAAGAUAUUGCUAAUUAGUAUAUACACACUCAGUGAUCUUGGUGAUUUAAGCAAUCUGAUUGGUUCGCUAUCUAUUCAACAAUAUUCACCUCCUAGUGAGUGGAUGUGUGUGCUCGGUGUUUUUCCCAUGUUUUUAGAGAAUGAUCUUUUAAAAGUCGACAAAAUCCUAGGGCUGACUUUUUUAAGGCAAGAAAAGACUUGGAAGCAUUUACUGUAGCUGAGUUUUGUGCUCGAUGGAUUGUUUACAACUCCCGUUUAUUCGCGUAGAAGAGACCGUUUCGUGAACUCAGCGUUUCCUAACAAGAAAAAUUUGGCCCAAAAAUCGAAGUAUAUUUAUGAUAAACAAAUUUGAAAGGAAAUGUUUACAGAAAUUCUACGUUUCAAGGAAACAGGAAAAAGAAUGCUAUAGGAAGACGACGUCUUACCUCGAGCAACCGACCCGCUUUUUUCGUCUCAGCAGUUCAUGCGAAGAACGACACAACAAACCUUUUUGACUAUAAGCUUGGCGAGUCAGAAGAAAACAACAAAGCUCUACUUUUCUUCUCAGGUAAGGAAACAAUUCAAACUCUUAAUGGGUCCAUUUAAGCCAUAACGCUGUUGUUUGCGAAGUGAUAAACUUGUGAAUUGCCAUGUUUGAAAAUUCUGCAAAGAUCUAUUUUAAACUUUCGCGUGAUUUGAUCCGCCAAUCAAAUCGUACUUUUGAAUGGUCUCUUCUCUGAUUUUGUUGAGAUCACUUCGCUUGUAUAUACUAAAACAAUUAUUCUUUUCAAUCUCGGUAAAUAGUGGCUCUGGGAAUAUUUACCUCAAUUUCAAAGAAUAAUUGUUAAAUAUUGCUUUAUUUAUAAAGUCACACUUCAAGAUUCCAUUCCGUCACACUGAACUUCAAAAAGCCACAAAAAAAGAAACAAAAGGGGUACUAUCUACAUGUUACAGUACCGUCUUGAUCAUUUCAAAAUUCCUUUUGUCUGUUUAAUGUUAUAAAAAAAUGAUCCAGCUUCUAUAAACUACUGCAAAGAUAAGAAAGCUUUGUCUGGCUGAAGUAAGUAGUAAACUUCAAAACAGAAACAAAAACAAUGAAGUGUUUACUCGAUGAUCACGCCUUAGGAUUUCAAGGAGCAGAAUUGUCAGGUCCAGUAUUAUAAACAGCUUCACCUGCAAUGCAGCGUAAUUUUUUCACUAUAACAGCCAACUUCGCUUCAUUGAAUCAUUCAAGCUAAGAACAGCAUCCGUAACGCUUGAUUGCAGAUCUGUAACUUGCAGAAGGUCUUGUUUUCUUGUCUGAUGAGCUUUUUUUUCACGGUUUUAGAAGGGAACUAAAAGCAAAUUUUUAUAUCUGAGAUGCGAAAAAAAAAAAACGAAGCAAAACAUAGCUUUUAAGUUUUCAGUACGAUACCGAAGUUUUCGGUUCAAACAGUUUUCUUUGUUCAUGGCUCGACUGAUAUUCACACAGGGCGCCGGGAUGCAUGACUGUGGGCACAAGACGAGUGUUUCACCGCACAAGAUAAAAUACAGUUGUCUCCCAUGGCUUACCACCGCGAGGAACGUUUCCCUCGCGGCGGCAAGUGUUACACGCAGCUUUAUUCGCAGGUGAUCCCCGUGGAAAGUAGGGGGAACUACGUAGUUUUGCAAAAUGAGAAUUUAAAUUGAGAAUUUUACAACAGUGAAAAUCGUUUAUUGUUCUUCUUCUUAUUAUUAAUGCUCCCAACCCAUGAGAAAUAAGAACACAACAACAAUAUGUGGGGUAAGGGGUUGGGAAUGAAGUACUCCAAUAGCAGGCCGGUGGAACUAAAUGCCAUCAAUAGAUAAAUCACUAAUCUGGCUUGGUAAGGGGGGUCAAAGCCCCCUCCUCUCCGGGGAUGCAGGUCACAAACCCCUGGGAGAGGUUCCUAAUCCUCUUCGGGGCUGCAGUCACAAUACCCCGAAAGAGGUCCUUACUCCCUUUCAGGGCUGCAGGUCACAAUACCCUGAAAAGGUCCCUACUCCCCCUCAGGGCUGCAGGUCACAAUACCCUGAAAAGGUCCCUACUCCCCCUCAGGGCUGCAGGUCACAAUACCCUGAAAGAGGUUCCUAGUCCUAUGGCUAAGGGAGUUUAGACUCAUGGUUACCAUGGUAACCCAUCAAUUCUGUGAGUCUAUGGGGCCAAGAGUGCCUGUAAGGGAGCACUUCAUCCCAACCCAAAGUUUAUUUCUGUAUUUUAAUUAGACAGAUCAAAAUUGUAGACUAACUCAUUACUACAAUUAUGUAGUCCUUGGGAUUAGACAAGGCUAAACAGUUCAUUCAGUGUCUUUGAUGCAUGUAAACUGCAUAAAAUUAAUACCAACAGCACUGGUUGCUAACAGUAACAAAAAAUAGCUCAUAACUGUAACGUGUUGUAGAAAGAGAUAUCAAUACAUAUUGCUGUGAAUCUGAAAAUUAGAAACAUGAACAGUGGCUGUACAUAGGAAAGCUAGUCAAUGAUCCCUAACAUGGGGGCCAAAGGCCCAGCUUAACAGCUUAAGUAAGAUAUAUUACAACUAUUCGCAAAUUCAUAAGCAUUGUGUAAUACUAGUGUUAAUUUGGGUGUGACAUGCUUAAACCAUAGGGUGGGAGGGAGGGAAAAACACAUUGUAGAACAAGACAAAUACAGUUGCUAGCUCGCAGCGAAUGAAUGAAUGAACACACAACUCGUGCUCGAUGUCUGAGGAUUGAUUGACAGUGAAAUACCAGCCGAUUCUGAUUGGCUCAGCGAACAGUUUGCGUUACAAAUGCAUGUGAUCACGCUAAACUUUGGACUGUGAAACCCUACCCCAUACCUUAAAGCAUGUCACACAACCGGCACGUAAUCUCUCAUGGUUGUCCCAUUAACUUAAAUUUAUGAGGACAUAAAUUGGUCUUUAAUGCUCCCAACCCAUGAGAAAUAAGAACACAACAACAAUAUGUGGGGUAAGGGGUUGGGAAUGAAGUACUCAAUAGCAGGCCGGUGGAACUAAAUGCCAUCAAUAGAUAAAUCACUAAUCUGGCUUGGUAAGGGGGUCAAAGCCCCUCCUCUCCGGGGAUGCAGGUCACAAACCCCUGGGAGAGGUUCCUAAUCCUCUUCGGGGCUGCAGUCACAAUACCCCGAAAGAGGUCCUUACUCCCUUUCAGGGCUGCAGGUCACAAUACCCUGAAAAGGUCCCUACCCCCCUCAGGGCUGCAGGUCACAAUACCCUGAAAAGGUCCCUACUCCCCUCAGGGCUGCAGGUCACAAUACCCUGAAAGAGGUUCCUAGUCCUAUGGCUAAGGGAGUUUAGACUCAUGGUUACCAUGGUAACCCAUCAAUUCUGUGAGUCUAUGGGGCCAAGAGUGCCUGUAAGGGAGCACUUCAUCCCCACAAAUACACAAAGUGUAUUCCCCAUAGACGAAACAACCCUGACCCCUAGAAUAAGUAAUGGAUUAACUAAUUUAAGGUAUCACCUAACAGCUGACAGGAAACCCCAGAAAGAAGGGAAGGUGGGCACUGAACAUAUCUUUCAUAGCAGUCAGAGGACCACCGCCCCAGUGUUUUUAUUAGCCAAGGGGGUAGGCCCACAGAAGCCGAGGUUGUGGCAGCCCCAAUUCGGUAGCUAUGUCCCGCAUACUGAGAGGGCUGAAAACCUGACAUAGAGAGAAGCUGCCUAGUUUCGGAGGUAAGUCCCGCUUUUGUGAGGGGAGCACCCGACAAGUACUGAAAAAGUGGGCCUAGUGUGGACCCCCGGUAGGACAAAUAAUUUGUCAUAGCCAAAACAGGGCAGACCCUCUGGUCAGUCUUUCCAAUAACAAUAGUCUGACCCGAACGAAAUGGGUCAGUUUUGGAUAUUUUUAUCCUAACUGACAUAUGGUCAGGGUUCUGAAUACUGGGGAAAAAGGUCACAUCCCCUGGAGACAAGUGGCGUGUAGAUGAAUAGGGUGAGUUGCAGGUCAUUUCUCCCAGGCGGAGGAAACCAAAAAAGGCUAAGGUCAUGGCUGCCCAUACCAUAAUGGAGUCAUAACUAGGGGGAGGUUGGGAUUGCAAGAAGUUGGAAGAACAAUUUGAGGUGGUUUAUUGUAAUAGGGAGUCGAAUGCGGGUAGAAUCGCCCUGGGAACGCUUGAUGCCGCGGCAAAUCAACUGCAGGCGCAAGAAUUUCUUAAGGUCCAGGUCAUAGCCUGAGCGGAUAUGCAGGUGUCUAACUGCAGCCAGGUAACCCUUGAUGGAUGAGUGUUUAAUUGUUUUGGCUAAAUAUGCAACAUACUGAAUUAGAGUCUCUUCAUUGGUGGGCAAAUAAGUUGACCUGUGUGGGCUGUGGAGGGUGCAAAAGUCCAAAAAUCUACGUUCACCAGAGGUAUAUGUUUGUUUAGUAGAGGCAGCAACAGAGAGACGUAAGUACUUCUGGAUGUCGGCAUUCAGAUCACCAACAUUGUCGGGGGUACAGGACAUGGGGCUGGGUCUGCAUGAGGGGCCAGGCUGCGAAAACGCUCCAUCUGAAAUCGAGAGAGGGAAUCCGCGAUGUCAUUUUUCUUGCCUUCAAUAUGUUCCGCCCUUGGAUAGAAGUUAUGUCUUAAAGUCAAGAGGGUAAAAUGGCGAACCAGAUCCAUAACCCUAGGAAUGUGGGAUCGUUUGGAGUUUACUAUAUUGACAACCGAUUGGUUGUCGCAAUAGAAAACGAUACGCUUAUUGGCAAACUCAUCCCCCCAUAGGUGGCAUGCUACCACCAAAGCAAAUAACUCUUGCCAGGCAAUGCUUAUACCAGGAGCAUUGAGCAGGUGGUGAGUCUCCCACCUACCCUGAAACCAUUUCUGACCUAAUAUCCCACCGUACCCAAGUGUGCCUGAGGCAUCGGUAUGGAGUUCUAAGGAGUCGGAGUCUAGCCAUGAAGUAGGGAGGAAAAACCCGGCCCCAUUCCAGGUGUGGAUAAACUGUUGCCACAUAGUGAGAUCCUUGAAGAAACCCUGGCUUAAUUUAAUGUGGUGGUGAGGUUUAGCGACUUUACGAGUGAGCUCAAUCAUGCGCUGAAGAAAGGGCCUCCCAGGGGAAUAACUUUGCAUGCAAAGUUUAAAGUCCCAAUGAGUGACUGUAACUCCUUUAGGGUGCAUGUCCUUUUGUUUGAAAGAGGGCAAGGGGGGCCUGUAUCCGUUCCACCUUAUCUGCUGGGAGUCUCGCCUCCAUCCGGACGGUGUCCAGGAUAAUUCCCAUGAACUCAAGGGUAGUAGAGGGCCCUCUGUUUUGUUGGCUGCAAUGGGGAUACCCAGAUUCCUAAAGGUCAAGAGCAUGCUAUUCAAGCUCUGCUGGCAUAGCAAAUUUAGAGGGGAGAGGAUAAUGCUGGUUCGAUGAUUAAAAAUCAUCGAGGAUAUGACAAACAAACGAAACCUGGCAUUGAUUGAGGAGGAUCCACUCUAUUGCAUCGGACAGUAAAUUGAACAGGAAAGGGCACUCCUCAAGCCAAAGGGAAGAACUUUGUCAUAGUAGUAGCUACCCUCCCAAUACAUGCCGAAGAGCUCAUAAUCUGAAGGCCUAAGAGGGAUGAGGCGAAACGCUGACUCGAUAUCGGUCUUCGCAAGAAAGCACCCUUGCCCGAGGCUCAAAAUCCCGUGGAUUGCAUUGUCGAUUGUUAUAUACUGAAGGCUGAAAUCCUCCUUGGGGAUUGAAGAGUUGAUACUUGUCGCUCCAGAUUUUGGGAAAGAUAAGUGAAAGAUGGUCCUAAACUUCGUAGAAUGUUUUUUGGGGACCAAUCCGAUGGGUGACACCUGGAAAUUGGGCAGUGGUGGGGUGGGGAAAGGACCUGCAACUCGCCCCAGGGCCACUUCCUGGAAAGGUUUUCUGAAACAAUAUUUGGUUGGGAAAGGGCAGUGGGCAGAUUCCUAGAAAAUCUAGCAACACGUCUCCCAGUAAAACCCACAUCGGCCCCAUACCUAAGAUUGUUACACAAUUUCGAGACAAAUUCCCGAUCAGGAUGAUGAGUCAAUGUUUCCUCAAGUCGUUGUACAUUAAUAGGGGUCGGGAGGGGCAAGUAGUGUUCUCACUUUCGAUGAGAGGAACUUGACUUUGAGCUUCCACCAUGGUCACUUUCUCUAUGCCUCCCCUUCCCGCUCUGGUUGCCGCACAGGGUGGGCCGGGCAGUCAACCCUUGGGUGUAAUCCACUACAUCUGUUACACACAUGUCUGAAAUAGCAGGGGUCUCUAUUACAUGUGCCACUCCUAUUGUAAAAGUUGCAUGUGCCUCUGUUCGCAUCCCCUGUUGUAGACACAUUUCGCUGGGGUCCAUUUGAAAAAAGCGGAUACUCUUCUUUGAGUAUCGCUGGUGACACGGUGAAAAUGGUUAACCAAAGCUGAGUGUCAACCACUGACCAAUUAAUAGACUUAUUGACGCUAGCUUUCUGGCGAAACUUAAAGUCAUAAAUGGCCCAUCCUAACCCUUUGUGCACACGGGCUGCGUAUCUAAUUAAACUAACAUAUUGCAAGAGUUCCUGCGAUCGUGUUGGGAACUUGUCGAUUAGUACACUCAUAUAGGACGUAAAAGCAGUGGUCCACUGUUCAAUAUCGGUAAUAGAGGUGGAGGCCGACUGCUUCGAUUUCUUCGACACCUUAACGACGGAGUUCUCUAAGGAGAGGACAAGAUUAUCCUCCUCGUCGUGCAGCGACAGGUUCUUAGGAAGUAGUUUGGAAAGAUCAAAAACUCACCACAUUGGAUGUCUUUGAUAUACUGCCCUGGGAUGUCUUGGAAUGGCGAUGCGAAAUUUACCGCCGCAGUGUUCGUGGGAGCUGUCGUGUCGGGCGCUGUUUCACGCACCAGCGAAGGGGCCUUUGGGCAAGGAGGCUCGACGAAGCACUCACAGCGGCCCCAGCCGCUUCGGUCGCUAUCUCCCUGGCGGAUUGUUUCACAGUGUCCGCAAUUAAUCGUUGAAUCGUCUGCAUCUGGCCGUCUGUAAACUCAGGGCGCUCUUGCCUGUGUGCCGCCGUUUCGUCGUUGUUUGGAUUUGCUGGUUCGUGUUCAUUAAUUUCUUGAACCUGAAUUGGUGGUGGAUUGUUCAGGUCCCGGAGCCGGCGUUCGAGAGUCUUUUUGACUCCUGUCGACGGAAUCCAUGUUGAACACAAAGAGAGCGAAGGUCGGCGAUGGAUAGGGCUCCAAGCACGGUCGGGUCGAUAUUCGGUUGUGCGCCUGGGCGGGAAGUCGACCGGCGUGCUCGUGGCGGCAUGAUUUGCAACUUGAAAACACCUCACAGGAUCGCCUCACAGGAUAGGGAAACCGUCUCAGAAGCGAGCGAAAAAGCAAAUUGAACGGCUGCAAAAACACAUUGUAGAACAAGACAAAUACAGUUGCUAGCUCGCAGCGAAUGAAUGAAUGAACACACAACUCGUGCUCGAUGUCUGAGGAUUGAUUGACAGUGAAAUACCAGCCGAUUCUGAUUGGCUCAGCGAACAGUUUGCGUUACAAAUGCAUGUGAUCACGCUAAACUUUGGACUGUGAAACCCUACCCCAUACCUUAAAGCAUGUCACACAACCGGCACGUAAUCUCUCAUGGUUGUCCCAUUAACUUAAAUUUAUGAGGACAUAAAUUGGUCUUUAUUUCUUUAUUAUUUCAUUUUAUUUUAUUUUAUUUUUAUUCAAAGAAGACUGACAAAGUUUUUUUCCCUUGAAGACAAACUUCAUUACAAAAAACAGCUUGGGAAGAGAUGAUUUAUUACUGAGAGAACAGGGAAUACUUUUACUAAAUGAAUAAAUGAUAAUUUCCCAAAGGAUCAAUUUUAAUAUUCUGUCUUGUCAAAGUAAUUAUGUAAAAAUCUGCUUGCUUUUCCUCCAUCAUUUGUCUCUGUAAAGACAGAAUUCCUCUUCCAGCACUCUCUUUUUAAUUACUGACAUUAGUGAGAAUCAAGUUUACUAAACAGCAGCGUCGGAAUCAAAUUCACAAUUUCCCAUAGUAGGAAAUAAGAUAUAUAAAUAAAACUCCCCAAAUUAUUUGAUAUGAAACCGGCAUGAAACUUAUUUCUCAGUAAAUGCAAUAAACAGUCAAACGACAAAUAAAGGAAAUACCUGCUCAGACGUAGUAAGAAUUGACUUUUGCCUUAAAAAUGGUUCUUUGAAAUCUCUCUAUCGACAUCGACACUAUACUGUCUAUUCUUUGGAUGAACUUCUGUAAUAAAUGCAUUUGUGAUAAAUAAACUACUAAAAUAGUUUUUAGCCAGUUCAGUCUGCAUACACUCGUUUCCUGUCAGAUCCCUGUGGCUAGGGACAGUCUCGUGAUGUGUGUUUUAGAGGUCUAUUUAUUUAAUGACAGCACUUGUAAGGUAGAAAAUCAGUCAAUAAAAGAUAGCUUAUAUUCCCGUCGCCAACUAAAUACAUAUAAUUGUCAGUUAGGCGUUUAGUCAGCUGGUAUCAGUUACUGCAUUCAGAUUGAAUUACUUUUAAAUCAUUAUUUUAAUGCACCUAAAAGGCGCCAAAAGUCUACUGUAAAUAGUUUCGAAAAAUAUUAUCACUGAGUGUACUAAGGCCCGGUUCAGACGCCGUACUUUUCAUGAGCCGAACCUAAUACAUUGAAUUAAGUACAUGAAAAGUUCGGCGUCUGAAUCAAUUAGCAACGCCUGUUUCAAUUUGGAACGGCUCAGCCGUUCUUUUCGCCUAGCCCGGCCGGGAAUUUCGCCUUUGGAUCGACUUAGGAACGCCUUUUCAUGUACCGAACCAAAUGCAGAAAUUCUUACAACGUAUUUUGUAAGCAGUUUGACCGAAAUGCGCAUUUUUGGCCUUCUGAAUUUAGUUCGGCUGGAAUUAAGAUCGGCGUCUGAAUCACUUUGCCGGUCUAAAUAAUUUGGGUCGGCCUUAAUUCGAAUUAGGUUCGGCUCAUGAAAAGUUCGGCGUCUGAACCGGGCCUAAAUAUCUUUUUUGUCACUUCUGUAGAUAGUUGUGUUGUAGCCUGAAUGUCUUCGACACAAUUCUACAACAGUGCUUUUCCUCCCAAUAAGGGAUCGAUAUACCGCUAGCUAACUGAAUCCUUGAGCGCGGGGUAGUUUUGCAUUUAGACUGAGUGGCCUUGCUUAACCAAAGCUUUCUACCAUCACUCAUGACUAAAUAGGAAGUUAAUAAUCGUUAAAAGUAAUGCAUUACAUUAAAUACAAGCUUGGAAGGAUAAAGGUGAUUUCCGCUUUUAAUUCUCUUCUGAUUAACAUUUACCACAACCUGUUUAAAUUUCAUUUUUUUACAAUGACAGUUUGAAUGGUUUCUAUUCACUAGAAUCUUUCGUAGAAAGAAAAGAAAUAACUUCUAAAAGUUAAUGAGGUUUCUUAUUUCCUGAAUCCGCAGAAUUGUGCAAAUAUUAUAAUGAAAGAAGAGUGUCAGUUUAGUUUAGUGAGUUCUCGACAUUAAGAGAAAAUUCAGAUCUGAAAUUCAAAAGGUUUUGGAUUUAUUAUAUUAAUAUUUAAAGCAUCUCCUUUUUUAAAGAAAGCUGUGAAUCUAAUAACUAGCACGCAAUGAAUUUUCCAUCUUGAAACAUCUUGUAUUUUGACGAGCUUUUAGAGCGAUCGUUUCUAUUUUAGUUCUGGAAGAAGAUCAUUUAAAAUAUUAUACAUUUGACAGAGGCUAUACGAGAAGGACCCUCGAAAACUAUUUAUUUCUGGGUUCAAGCUGCAAGAAUUUCAUUUCAAAAGUUGUAGACUUGACAGAUGCUAUUACACGGGAAAGAGCUUUGAAAUCUACAGUAGUACAAGUCUAUCACUUGUUUUAUUGUUUUUCAACCAGAAGAAAGAUGUAAUCGCAAAGUUCUUUUAGCUGCCAAGACGCUGAAAUUUACGAGUCAGAGUAAGUUAUUUUACAUAUUUUACUAAAACAUUUUACUGUUAUACCAUUUCAAAAACUAAUUCUAACUUACCAACACAUAGAUUAAUUGGUAAAACUUAUUAACUUUUUUCCAUGCCGGAGAAAAACUGAUUCAGCGAACGAGUGCUCAAUACCGUCUUCAAGGAUUUUAUAAGUUGAUAAUAAUGAAUCAUCUAAAGCCACUGAUCUAAAUUUCUUGAAAUUUUAUAUUUUUUCAAGGUAAACGUAACCUUAACCAUAAUAGCAUUAUUAGAUUUUGAAUAGAGUACAUGAAAAUUGGACCAAAAAGUAUAGUUCUGAAUGGAUUCUGCAAAAUUUAGUCUCAACCAGGAGGAUCGGCUCCUGUCUCAGCUCCUUAAAGUUCGUGUGAAACAGAAAAGACCAAAAGGGAUCCCAUUAAAAAAAUGAUCUUUAAGUUUCACCUACCUAGCAAAUACAGUGCCGGAUCCAAACCUUGAGUUAAGGGGGAGGGGGGGGUCAUCCAGACACUUGGAUAAGAGGGGAACCCGGUCCUUCGGGCCUCAUUUUGUUCCAAAAAUAAGGGGGGGGUGCGGACCCCCUGGGCCUCCCCUGGAUCCGCCACUGAAGUGCUAUUUCUAUGGCUUAUUCCGUGGACUAAGAUCAGAGACUCCUAAUAUUCAGGACAUUUUUGGUCUUUUUAUGACGAGUCAAGGAAAGGGAACUAGGGAAGGACUAUUGAAACCCACAAAGAACCUUGGGUUUCACAAUUCAAAAAAUCUGGCACAAAAGUUAAGCAGAGUAUUGUUGUAGUAGCCUCCCACGCAGACGUUCUCAGGGGUUCGUCACGCGUUCCUGCCCCAUGAACCCCUAAGAACGUCUGCGUGGGAGGCUAUUGUUAUAGCGGAGCUCUCGCACGCGAAGCGCGCGCAGUGGAGCACCUUGAGUAAGAAAAUUGGUUAUUGCAUCCGAGAAAUUUUGGUUAAUCGUCCGUUGGUACUUACGACCACCCCUUCAUGUAAGCCGGGGUGAAAUUUGCAUUUUGAGCACUCCCGCGUUUCGGCUGUAAAUCGUAUGGCCACCCGGACUUUAGAGAGAAAAAAUACAACAACAAUAAAGCCGAUCCCUUCUUUCGACUAAAUUUUAAUUUCUACAUUAACGCGGAGAACAGAGAAAGAGCUAGAGCGAGGAAUGAAAAGACCAAUUUCGUUGGAAGAAAAACGUGAAAAUUUUAUAGCGGCGGUGAGAAAAUGAGAAAUGCGACCGGUCACCAAGGUGAAAAUGAGCGGAAGCGAAAAAAAAGAGUUAGCAGGAACACAUACGACAUCGGUCCCUGGUAAAACGUGUAACUCGGAGGUUUCUGGAAGUUUCACGUUAUAAUCGUGCAAAACAACGGCAAUGAAAUGUGCAAAAAAAGUGUGCUGCACGUGCAAAGUUGUUUUUGUGAUAAUUAGACCUACGUUUUCGUUGCCGUCGCCGCUCAGCAAUACACAAUUUUAUGUUUUGUUUGACAAAACUAUAAACAUUAACGAGAGCUUCGCUUUAAAUCUAUAUAUUAUAGUAGAGCUAAGAGUUCCUACUUUUAUGUUUAAAAUUAAACCUCGUGUAUGAGUUCAGUGUGAAAGUCAGUCAUGGCGUUUAGAAGUGGAGGAUAUUGCAGGUAAUAAGGCUACAAGGGAAUUUAUAUGUAGGAAAAACGGUUUCCCCACGGAAAUGAAACUGCAAUGAUAAUAUUGCUAUGACAUGAAGAACAGAGUAAAAUUUGAGGUGCAAAAUGUUAGGGCUACAGAUCUUGGUAACUGAGACUAGGCUAAAAUCUAAUUUUUUUUUCCAAAAAUGAUGGAUAAUUGACUGUUGGUGCACGCAUUUCCUGUCCGCUGUGAAAACCUAUUUGGAAGGGGAGAAAAAGUUUAAAUAGACUAGGUAGGUUCAAUUAAACAACAAUUUCCUCAAAUUAGACCACAUUUCAGAUGACGUGCGCAUGCUUCACGCGAUCUGAUUUUGGUAAAAAAUUUUCAAGUGUAUUGUCUAGUUGCCGUUGACCACCAACAAGAUUAUUUCGGAUAAGUGGUUUUAAAUGGAGAAACGUGGGCGUUAGGUUUCAGAAAAGGAAGUCUCAUUGAAAGGAUUGAUGUCCAUAUUGCCUGCUGGGGUAGUUAAUCAGGAUUCGCUUUCAGUCUGGCUCGGUCGCCGAACCGGCCAUAUUAUACAGGUGGUUAAUAAAGCAAAUCGUAUUCGGCCUUAAAGGCUUUUGUUACUCUGAAACAUAUAAGACCUUCAUUUAACCGAGAUAUAAGUAAUCCGGAGAGAUGCGAGAUGUUUGUCUUUUGAAUGAAACCUGUAGUGUUUUUUUUUCCCUUUAAAUAGGACAAUUGCACGAUGACGAUAUUUGACUACAACUACCAGAAUUCAUUUCGGUUUUGCUUUGUUAUUUAAAUUUGUCAAUGCCGCUGAGGAUUAAAGAAUAAUAGCUUUAAUUUGCACAAGAAAACAACAAACUCAAGGAUUCUGGUAGUUUUAGGAAAAUUACGUCAUCGUGCAAUUGUCCUAUUAUCGACCUCGACUUCGUCUCGGUCCAUAAAAACGGAAACUAAACUAAACUAGGCCAAAAUCCAGCCACCUUGACUAAUAUAUAUGACUAUAUAUAUGCUAUAUAGACGGUAUAACAGUCUCCGAGAACAGUACACAAAAAUUUUCUCCUAGUCAUACGAAAGCCGAAUUCAAUAAUUGUUUUAUUAUUUCUUCAAAAUAUUUCUAAGUUCUUCUGAAUUAGCUCACCUUCUCUCAGUGAUUCCUCAAAACUCUGGCCUAUUUCUCAGAACGGUCUCAAGAUAUAAACAGAUGUUUUUUUCUUACAGAUUAUACCCCUCAGAGGUAGAUAACAUUCAUUGACCAAUAUGUUUUUUACAUUUCUUCCCUUCAUUUUUAGCUAGAAAUUCAGCUACAUGUAGUUUGUCUACUUCGGAUGCGGUGAACACCAUUUUUUAGUGAACUGUUGUCCAAUAUUUUGAAUGAAUAACUACAAUAAAUUGUCAAAUAAAUUAUUUCGCUCAUACGUUAUUUAGUGGUGUCGAUAGUUUAAGGGGUCGCUAAAGGGUUUCUCUGUUACCAAGGUAACGUUAGCAAUACAACGGUCUGUACAUAAACGGGUAAAGAUCAUUAUGGUCUAAAACGGGGUAUAGUUUUCACGGGAACCACAGGAGGGUAUCAACAUAUUUUUGUCUGAAAAGAUGAGGCCUGCGUGGAAGGCGUUCGAAAAUUCCUUUCCUGCCAACGCCUACCACGCAAGCUAGAAAAGAUGUAGAGUGUCAAAUACUAUUAAAUGGAGGUCGACAAAACUUCCCUCACUUGGACAAGGCGAUGAGUUCGCAGGACGAGUAUAACUUUCAGAUGCCAGAUCUGAAAACGUGUAUAUAUUUAAGAGGCCAUGCAAGGCUUGAAAACGGUUUUGAAAAAUGAAAUGUUUUUGUCUUAAAUAGAUGAAGAUUUGGAGCGAGCGGACGGCGGCACAUCCUUACCAACAAUUCCUAAGAGUCCCCCCGAGACGGAUAUUGUAGAAACGUUGAUAUGUAUUACCCCACUGUUUGCAAUAUCAGCUCACCUUGUAAUCAGUAUAUUUUGUUAAAAAGUAAUCACGCGCACACUCCGUUUAUGUUAUCCGAGUUUGUAUUUCACCUUCUGCAAUUUGUAGCCCGCGCGGUACACCUUAUUCAGUUAUGAACCUCGGAGACGCCGCACGUUACUUUGAAUUGCCGACCCUCUGCAGAAUUAAUUAAUAGAACGUCUGUGAUUUGUAUACGGUCAUAUAGAACGGUUGUUGCAGCUCUUUAUUCCUUCGCGAUCUUUGUCUGUCAAAAUUGAAAAAGAAAUCAUUAUUUCGAUGUUUCGAUGUUUUGAAAAAGGUAAGUCAUCAGUAAUUCCAGAUUCGUCCCUAUCAGGCUCAGUUCUAUGUAUUUGCGGCUAGAGUUUCCUUGCAGAAAGGCUAACAAUAAACCAGAAGGCCAUUUUUUGAGGUUUGGUUUUUAUGUGUGACCCUAAGGUAAACAGACAAUUUUCCGCGCUUUCACGAACAACAAGACAGCGUAAAACAGAGUAAUAUUAAAGCUGUUGGACAUUUUUUGAAUAUUAUACUUUCUGGGGAUCUGUGGUUAAGUACAGUUAUUGCAGUUUUAAGUUUUUACCGCUUUGUUAUUGAGCAGUAAAGUGUACUUAAAAACUCGUACAAAAAUGUACACACAAAAAAAACAACAAAUGAAAAAAUGGCUAAUCCUGACGUUUGUUAAAAGUGUUUUUGUCUUAAGAGAAGCAAACUAAGGGUGGAGAUCAUCAGAAAAAAUCGGUGAUCAUGGUAAACGAUCGAGUUAACGACAUAACGUCAAUCAAAACAAGAAAGGUUUGGGGUAAAGCGAUAGAGUGAUCGGCAGUUGUUUGUUAUGAUAAUUAUUUAGGAAGUCUAAGCAAACUCCACCGGUCCUGUCAAAACUUAACUCUUAUAUGACCGGCAUUUCUAGUGACCUUUCUAUGAAGAAAAGUUCGCUCUGCAUUAACAGUGGUUUUUUUCCUUUAGUUCGACUGAUCCCAUUAAUGGCAUAAUUUUUGUUCAUAACAGGCUUUCGCGGCUAAACAGUUUGAGCAACUUGACGGAUCUGACGCUGAAGUACCAG